This is a messenger RNA of Myzus persicae (green peach aphid), 1061 nucleotides long. RefSeq names its product sorting nexin-12 (gene Snx3). Gene Ontology annotation, cellular component: retromer complex; early endosome membrane. Lineage: Eukaryota; Metazoa; Arthropoda; Insecta; Hemiptera; Aphididae. The transcript has 4 exons. Bases 503 to 991 code for a protein of 162 amino acids. Gene Ontology annotation, biological process: late endosome to Golgi transport; endocytic recycling. The record is from RefSeq and is a predicted model, not a curated record. Gene Ontology annotation, molecular function: phosphatidylinositol-3-phosphate binding.
CUCGGAUAUUAUUUAGUUUCUAGUCGUAUUAUUCGAUCCUACCCAUUAUCAUCGACAUACGACGGCUCAAUUGUUUCGAUUCCCGACUAAACGAAAUUUGGUUUAUUAUUAUUAUUGCUACGAAUUAUAUCGUGUGUGGUUGUUGUAUUUAUAAUAUAUUAAUAUUGUAAUUCAAUUGUUGCGUUAUCACGUCGUAGAUCAUCGACAAGAAUUCUUCUGAUCAACAGGAAAUACCAAUUAUUGUGCGAUCGUUUUUUUCCAUUUCUGGUUUUUUUUUUAUUCGUUCAAGUCUGCCGGUUUUUGUCGACUUGUCGUUACGUCAUCGAUUUCUGCUCUUGCUCUGGUGUACCGGUACCAAGGACGCCUAGAUACUCCUCUAACGCUUGAACAAAAAAAAAAUUUUCGCUCAUCUCGCGAGUAAAAUCGCGGCGAAACGCUCGGCUGUACUGCCGAGUGCCGAGUAAGGGACUGCCAUAAGAUACCUAUAACAUAGAUAAAAAUUAUGGUUGACACAGCCGAGGCUACCAGACGGUUGAAUGUCAAGAAGCAAACAUUGGACGAUGCGUAUGCGGCUCCUGCCAAUUUUUUGGAAAUUGAUAUAUUGAACCCGAUAACGCACGGUGUGGCCAAAAAACGUUAUACUGAUUAUGAAGUUCGAAUGCGAACAAACCUACCAGUGUUUAAGGUCAAAGAAUCCAGUGUCCGUAGACGUUACAGUGAUUUUGAAUGGUUGCGCAAUGAACUAGAACGAGACAGUAAGAUUGUUGUACCUCCUUUACCUGGUAAGGCAUGGAAAAGACAAAUGCCGUUCCGAAAUGAUGAUGGUAUAUUUGAAGAAGAAUUUAUCGAAGAACGGCGAAAAGGCCUUGAAGUUUUUAUAAACAAAAUUGCUGGUCAUCCAUUGGCACAAAAUGAAAGAUGUCUACACAUAUUCCUACAAGAACCAGUUAUUGAUAAAAGUUAUGUGCCGGGUAAAAUCAGAAAUACUUAAAUUAGGGUUAGUCAUCAUCUCCACCGAUUAUGCCUCUAAAUGUUAUUUGUAUUUCGCCAAUGAAUUCUAC